Oppia nitens is the source of this 974-nucleotide messenger RNA. RefSeq lists its product as uncharacterized. NCBI's taxonomy places the organism in Eukaryota, Metazoa, Arthropoda, Arachnida, Sarcoptiformes, Oppiidae. The record is from RefSeq and is a predicted model, not a curated record. Bases 367 to 939 code for a protein of 190 amino acids. The transcript has 2 exons.
UUAUUAAUUAUAAUUAACUAUUAUUAUAUUGAAUGUAACGACAAAUGUCCGGCCGGUUGGGUGGCAUAUGACGAUCAACUAAAGUGUUUUAAAAUAGUUAACAAUUCAAUUGAUUCAACAUAUGCUGAUGCAAUAGACAAAUGUGGAAAACUAGAUCCCGGAGCUACACUGUUGACAAUACAUACACAAGCGGAACAAAACUAUUUAAAUGAUUUACUUUAUGUAAAAUAUAAAUUAGUCGAUACAGUAUGGUUAGGUGGACGGGUUAAACUAGAUCAACUAACCUGGAUAGACGGUAGCCCAGUUACCUAUUAUAAUUGGAUAUCGGGUCGUCCGCAUAAUGUUACCGAUGUUGAAUGUGUUGAAAUGCAAUCGGAUCCCCCGGGUAAAUGGGAUGAUAUAGCUUGUAAUAAACAUAACAUGGUGGUUUGUCAACAGCUACAAUCGGCACCAGUUAUUGAAUUGAAAAAAUUAAUCGAAGAAACUAGAAAAGAGUUACAUGAGCUUAGAACUAAUUAUUCAAGUCAACAAAAUCAAUUGGAUAAACUAGUAGCCAAUCCCGUACCUAUGGGUUUUGUAUAUACCCAGCUAUCUGGUCAACCCGAACCAUCCGCAAUAUGGCCACAAGUUAACUGGCAAGAUGUGACCCGUGAUUAUUCGGGUUUGUUUUUUCGGGCCGAGGGUUCCGGUUCCCUACCGUUUGGUCAGAUACAGGCAGCUAACUGGUCCCGAUUGUCUACAGUUUAUACAUAUAGGCGUUCAAUUAGUAUUACAACAAUAGAUCAAUCGCAUCGCUUAACCGAAUUACCCGUUACCGGUUGGAGCAAUGAUACUAUUGAUGAUAAUUUAGGUUAUUAUCCAGAUCAUUUGAAUCUGUAUUUUACUGAAUCAGAUAAUAGGCCCCGAAAUCAGGCCAUCAGAAUAUUUAAACGCAUUUAAAAAUCAAAUAUAGAUUUUAUUUAUUAUUAUUAUUA